Fopius arisanus is the source of this 6017-nucleotide messenger RNA. It is a transcript of the gene Egfr, whose product is annotated as epidermal growth factor receptor. Gene Ontology annotation, cellular component: signaling receptor complex; basal plasma membrane; plasma membrane. Gene Ontology annotation, biological process: neurogenesis; positive regulation of cell population proliferation; protein phosphorylation. The transcript is spliced from 7 exons. NCBI's taxonomy places the organism in Eukaryota, Metazoa, Arthropoda, Insecta, Hymenoptera, Braconidae. The record is from RefSeq and is a predicted model, not a curated record. Gene Ontology annotation, molecular function: transmembrane receptor protein tyrosine kinase activity; ATP binding. The coding region runs from base 537 to 4877 and encodes 1446 amino acids.
GUGAGACGCGCGCGGAUCCCAUUUUUUUCCCUCCCGUCAGGACUAUUUACUUUUGUUUACAUUGUUUACAUUGUAUACAUCUAGUGUUGAUGAGCAGUGAUUGGGAUAUCGAAGACCAUCGGUCCCUCAUCCCCUCGAAAGUGCGAUAUCUCGAUGACAUUUUAAAGUCUCUGGUGAUGAUGACAACGUCUUGAUGACAGUUGAGGAUUUUUAAGUAUUUUUGAGUUCUCCAGUGAUUGUUCGAGGAGUGAGUGCUCUGGUUAUCGGAUUUUUAUCGUUUUUAGUUCUGGUAUUGGAUAAUUUAUUGUUGGAGGAACGAAAUCGUCAAUCUUCGUGGAAACGAGAAAAAAACGUGAAAACGUGGAGAGACAUGAUCGUCAACUGGUAGUUAAUCAGCCAUGGGGAUGCGAGAGGAAGAAAUAUUUGUCCAAGAGAGCAAGAGAAUUUCAUUCGUCCGGGAUCAAAGGAAUUUUUUAACGCACGAGGUCAAUAUUGAGGAGCUGGUGGAUUGUGGUGAAUGGGCAUGAUAGCUCAUCAUGUUCAACCACCGACACGAGCCAUUACAGGCACUGUCGACAAAAAUCUACAAAUGCCUUGUGAUAACAUUUAUCGUUAUCAUUAGCAGCAACUAUGUCACCAGUGAUCUCAGCUCAGAGUUUGUCAAAGGAAAAAUCUGUAUCGGGACGAAUGGACGAAUGUCAGUACCAUCAGACCGUCAGCAUCAUUAUCGAAAUCUUCGAGAUAGAUACACCAAUUGUACUUACGUGGACGGUAAUUUGGAGCUAGCCUGGCUACAGAAUCACAAUUUCGAUCUGAGUUUUCUGCAGUAUAUCCGGGAAGUAACAGGAUACGUGCUGAUCAGUCAUGUAGACAUCAAAGUGGUUCUCCCAAGGCUUCAGAUAAUCCGAGGACGAACGCUUUUCAAACUUAACAUUCACGACGUUGAAUUUGCUCUACUUGUUACGCUGUGUAAUAUGAUGAAUCUGGAGAUGCCAGCACUCAGGGACAUUCUGAAUGGUAGCGUUGGAAUGUACAAUAAUUACAAUCUCUGUCACGUCAAGACAAUAAAUUGGGACGAGAUAAUAACGGGACCAGGUGGUAAAUAUUUACGCGUAUACAACUUUACGAGCCCUGAGAGAUCCUGUCCCAAGUGCCAUGAAUCGUGUACCCUGGGUUGUUGGGGUGAUGGACCAGAGAAUUGCCAGAAAUUCUCGAAAAUAAAUUGCUCCCCUCAGUGCUGGAAGGGCAGAUGCUUCGGUCCAAAUCCCAGAGACUGCUGUCACCUUUUUUGCGCUGGUGGUUGCACUGGUCCCAAACAGAGUGACUGCCUCGCAUGCAGAAAUUUCUACGAUGAUGGUGUUUGCACACAGGAGUGUCCACCCAUGCAGGUAUACGACCAAGACCACUACUUCUGGAAGACAAAUCCCAAUGGAAAAUACGCAUAUGGUGCUACCUGCGUGCGAAAGUGUCCAGAGCACCUGUUGAAGGACAGUGGUGCCUGUGUCAGAUCGUGUCCCCCACAAAAAAAGGCUGAGAAUGGUGAGUGCGUGCCCUGCGAUGGUCCCUGCCCUAAGACCUGUCAGGGUGUCGACAAAGUCCACUCUGGGAACAUCGAGAGCUUCAAAGACUGCACAAUCAUCGAGGGCUCCAUUACGAUUCUCGAUCAGAGCUUCAUCGGCUUCCAGAGCAUCAACUCCGACUUCACCUUUGGCUCCAGAUACGGACCAAUGCAUCCAGAUCGUCUGGAGGUCUUCAGCACCCUCAAAGAGAUUACUGGGUACCUGAAUAUUCAGGGCGCCCAUCCGGACUUCAAAAAUCUCUCUUACUUCAGGAAUUUGGAGAUAAUCGAUGGGAGAACUCUUACCGAGCACUUCGCGGCUCUUUAUAUUGUCAAAACUUCAUUAGUUUCCCUUGGUCUCAGCUCACUCAAGAGAAUAUCUUCUGGGUGUUUCGCUAUUUUAGAGAACAAGGAGCUCUGCUAUGCACAGAGCAUCAACUGGACGAGAAUACGAAAGUCCGUUGAAUAUGGAAAUUUAUUGUCUAAUAAUAAAAACGAUUCUGAGUGCGUGAAAACGGGAUUAGUCUGCGAUGCCCAGUGCUCUGAUGAGGGAUGCUGGGGUCCUGGACCCUCGCAAUGUCUCUCCUGCAAGAAUUUUAUACUAGAAAAUGUUUGCCUUGAGAGUUGUAAUGCAUUACCCGGAAUUUACGGAGCUGGUGAUAAAAUCUGCAAGCAUUGCCAUGAGGAGUGCGAAGGGACAUGCCUGGGUCCAGCUGCUGAUCAUUGCACGUCCUGCAAGCAUUUUAGGGAUGGGAGAUACUGCGUGGCGCAUUGUCAGGCCUUGAAAUACGAGGAGAAUGGUGAAUGUCAGCCUUGCCAUAGUAAUUGCAUUGAUGGAUGCACUGGGCCAGAGAAUAAGAUAGGGCUUGGGGGAUGCAAUAGUUGUGCAAAGGCUAUAGUUGAUAACGAUGUACCUGGGGAGUGUUUGCAGAGGCAGGAUCCGUGUCCAGAUGGUUACUACUACGAGUGGAUUGAUCCCCAGGAGUUGGGACCACUUAAGGCACUUGCUGGCACUGGUGCAUGCAAAAAAUGCCAUCCACGUUGUAACAAGUGCACUGGAUAUGGGGUGCAUGAGCAGGCGUGCCAGGAGUGCGUUAAAUUCAAACGUGGUGAACACUGCGAGGACGAGUGUCCAGGUGAUCAUUAUGUUGAGGCUGAUACACAGCUUUGUAUACCGUGUGCUUUUGAGUGUCGAAGUUGUUAUGGGCCUGAGGCUAAUCAGUGCUGGGAGUGCAGAAAUUUGAGGAUUUAUGAGGAUGGCGAUCCUGGUGAUAAUUCUACAGUAUUCAAUUGCACUGGUUCAUGUCCACCGGAGUAUCCUCAUAAGAUUUUUUUUGACGAGGGCGAGCCUUAUUGCUCUGCUGCAGCGGCUGGUUCUGCAUUUGUGCAGGAGGAAAUACCUCCUGCGGUUUUGAUGGGAGUGGGAAUUAUCGUGGUGUUGAUUUUAGUGGUGAGUGCUAUAAUUGUGUGGCAGUGGAGACUGAGGACGAAGGCUAAAGAGAAUACGGUGAAGAUGACGAUGGCACUGACGGGGAUGGAUGACAAUGAGCCAUUGCAUCCGACUGGUGUCAAGCCAAAUCUUGCCAAGUUGAGGAUUACUAAGGAGGAGGAGAUGAGAAAGGGUGGGAUACUUGGGUAUGGAGCUUUUGGCAAUGUGUAUAAAGGGGUUUGGGUACCUGAGGGUGAGAAUGUCAAGAUUCCAGUGGCCAUCAAGGUACUUCAUGACAGCACUGGUGCCAAUAUGUCCAAGGAAUUUCUGGAUGAGGCGUACAUCAUGGCUAGUGUUGAUCAUCCGAAUUUACUUCAACUUCUCGCUGUAUGCAUGACCUCCCAGAUGAUGCUGGUGACUCAGUUGAUGCCACUGGGCUGUCUUCUUGAUUUUGUUCGCACUUAUAAGGACAAAAUUGGAUCGAAACCGAUGCUCAAUUGGUGUACACAAAUAGCGCGUGGUAUGUCGUAUCUGGAAGAGCGGAGACUCGUACAUCGCGAUCUCGCCGCAAGAAACGUUCUCGUUCAAACUCCAAGUUGCGUUAAAAUAACAGAUUUUGGUUUGGCUAAAUUGCUGGACAUCAAUGAGGAUCAGUACAAGGCAGCUGGAGGAAAAAUGCCCAUUAAGUGGCUGGCACUCGAGUGCAUUCAGCACCGGGUGUUCACUCACAAAUCGGACGUCUGGGCAUUCGGUGUCACCAUCUGGGAGAUAUUGACCUACGGUGGUCGACCCUACGAGCAAAUACCCGCCCGAAAUGUUCCAGAACUCCUGGAGAAAGGUGACCGACUGCCACAACCGAAAAUCUGUUCAAUCGACGUCUACAUGAUAAUGGUGAGCUGUUGGUUCCUGGACACCGAGUCAAGGCCAUGUUUCAGAGAGCUCGCCGAUAAUUUCGGCAAAAUGUCGAGGGAUCCUGGCAGGUACCUCGCCAUCAAAGACGACAGCAACAUGAGACUCCCUUCGUACAGCAUUCAAGAUCAGAAGGAGUUGAUCAGAAAUCUGGCGUCAGCCAUGGACAGUCCGGAGACUGUCCUAGAAGCCGACGAAUACCUCCAGCCUACAUCCAGGCAUCCAGCAGCCUCGACAUCCAGUACCUCAGGAUCUCCCCAUAACACACCAGGAAAAACCUGCUGGCCACAUGGAACUCCUCCAUUAACCACGGACUCUCCGACUCCUCAAAAUCAACAGAAUUUUGACAGAGAAAUGCUCAAGUACAGAACAACCCAUGAGAGUGGUAGAGACACUUCUCAAGACCCCAGCAGCUCAGGCCAGAGCUCCAAUUACACUCAUCUCAAUGGUCACUGCGGCGAGAGCACUUCGGAGAGCUCCAGGUACUUUUCGGAUCCUCUGAAGACGACUAGUGCCAAAGACGGCGAUACAACAGACGAUUGUUUCUCCAUAGAACUCGAUCCGACCUAUCAACAAGCCCAAUUAGGCAGCAUCAAGCUUGAUCUCCCCCUAGACGAAAACGAUUAUCUCAUGCCUUCACCUAAACGCAAUAAUACCUCGCAGUACAUGGAUCUCGUCGGUGAUAAUCAAUCCGCUGAUUUAGAACCAAAGAGAGUGCAAAACAGCUACCGCAAUCUGGAGUUCCUCAGAAUUCCAGAUAAAACAUCCCUGGACAACCCAGAGUACAUGUCCCAGGACAAUGAGAUCCCUCAAUCCCCUGGGGGUUUAACGCCUGAUCUCGAUAAAGUCGUCGCGAAUUCAGAAUUUGCAGCGCAGAGGCAGAGAAACUCCGAGGAAGAGUCUGAUCACGAGUACUAUAACGAUUUCGAUCGUCUGGAACGUGAGCUUCAGCCUCUGAAGAAGAAUGAAACAACUGUUUAAUAAAUCAAAGUUAUUUCCUAAUUGUUCGAAGUACUUAGGGCGUGACAACUGGAACUUUCGUGCAAUGAGAGGAUAAAGAGGUGAUUGGAUUCUUAAGGUGCCAUUACACUGUGGCUUGUACAUAAAAAAUACGAAGAACAAUUUUAGUUAUUAAUUCGUAAUUCUGUUAGAAUUUUAUGAAGUUUUCUUGAUUAUUCUAAAUGGAAAUUGAAGGGAAAAUAUUGGAGUGAUUUUAGUUUUGGAGGGGGAGGACGUUUUGCGUAUUUUUCACUUCCGCCUUUUGUAAAUCGUUAUGCGAUAAUUCAUUGGACAGAUUUUUACCGCAUAAUUAUGUCGAGAGAAAUGUAUAAAUGCGGUUUACCGCUGACUGUGAUAGAAUUAGAAUUUUUCUUCCAGCGAGGAACAAAAUUAAAAACAUGGAAGAGGAACAGUGUUAUAACUUAAAGAGAUUUUUAAGCUCCAAUUUGAGGCAAUCGUUUUUAAAUAUUAGUAUUAAUUUAUUGUUAAGAAAAUCAUUCGUAACUGUCAGCGUACAAAUAACUUACUGUUACCAACGAAAUUGUCGCCAAUUUUAUCCCCAACGAAAACAUUUUCGAUUCUUUUACACAAUCGAGUUACAAAAUAAAUCAACUAUUUACAUGAGAUUAACUUAUUCUAAAAACAAAUGGUUCUAAACCACAGAAAUUCUAGGAUAAGACCAACGAUUUUGUAAUUAUCGUACAAUAAAUAAACGUAACAACGAAAAUUCAUUAAAAAAUUACAUUCAAAAAAAUGUACAUAUGUAUCGUGAGUGCAGCAAAUAAAUAAAAUUUGAAAUAACUCGGAUACCGAUAAUUUGGGAAUUAAAAUUUACAUUUUCUCCAGCACAAAAAAUAGUCCUUUCUUCCUAAAUCAUUCUGCAGAUCACACGAGAUUAACAGGUAAAAUCGACUUAUCUCUUUAUCACUUCACUGUCGAUUUUACGUAUAUGUGAUGUAUAUCUACUAUGUGUGAGUCAAUGUUGGCUGCAGACAAGUCAGUCGUGUUUGAAGCGUCAUACUACGCAGUUUAUCCAUCGUCAUUCUUCAAUCGAGACGAGCAAACCGAAUUUUAAACGAUUCACGUGAAUAAUCUGCUUACAUCACUCCUUCUGGACUUCCG